Molecule: messenger RNA, 1461 nt
Organism: Maudiozyma barnettii
Lineage: Eukaryota; Fungi; Ascomycota; Saccharomycetes; Saccharomycetales; Saccharomycetaceae
Gene: PFS2
Product: cleavage polyadenylation factor subunit PFS2
Exons: 1
Coding region: 1-1461 (486 amino acids)
Cellular component (GO): mRNA cleavage and polyadenylation specificity factor complex
Molecular function (GO): protein binding
Source: RefSeq, a predicted model, not a curated record
AUGGAUCACAAUAAUACAACUGACAAUGGGUCGUAUACACAGAAGAAGUACGUUACCCACAGACGUACAGUUGAGGUUACAUCUCCCUUUAAUAGGAUGUAUUACUAUAAGAAACAUGGACUCCGAUUACCAGAUAUCGAACCAGAGACAUCUUUCACAGCUAAUAUAAUGCCUCCGAGUUCCUAUGUUAACAAUAAUGACAGAGCAGUGAAUGUAAUCGGCAAAUUUACACAUCUUUCUUCUAAUAAAGUAAAACAUGUAAUACCGGCCAUCGAGUGGACCCCUGAAGGAAGAAGGCUGAUCGUAGCCACUUAUAAUGGUGAACUUUCCCUGUGGAAUGGUUUUUCAUUUAAUUUUGAGAGUUUAAUGCAAGCUCAUGAUUCUGCAGUGACGACGAUGAAAUACUCUCAUGCUGGGGAUUGGAUGGUGAGUGGUGACGCUGAUGGGAUUAUUAAGAUAUGGCAACCUAACUUCAAUAUGGUUAAAGAGCUGGAUUCUGCACAUACUGAGAGUAUAAGAGACAUCGCAUUCUGUAAUAAUGAUUCAAAAUUUGUUAGUUGUUCGGAUGAUAAUAUUUUAAAGAUUUGGAAUUUCAGUAAUGGUAGAGAGGAAAGAGUAUUAUCGGGACAUCAUUGGGAUGUUAAAAGUUGUGAUUGGCAUCCAACUAUGGGACUGAUUGCAUCAGCUUCGAAGGAUAACUUGGUUAAAUUAUGGGAUCCUAGAGCUGGAAACUGUAUUUCUACGAUACUAAAUUUUAAACACACAGUUCUAAAAACUAGAUUCCAGCCUACUAAAGGUAAUCUAUUGGGUGCUAUCUCCAAGGACAAAUCUUUACGUAUUUUUGAUAUAAGGUAUGGCACAAAAGAGAUAAUGGCCGUAAAGGAUGAGAUAGAUUAUAUGGAUCUUUUAUGGUCCCCGAUCAACGAGUCCAUGUUGACGAUUGGUAGUUAUGACGGAUCCAUCAAGCAUUUCGAUUUAUUACAAGAUACAGAAAAACCAAUCCAUACGAUUCCAUUUGCACACGAUAAAUGUAUUACUUCCAUGGCAUACAAUCCGAUGGGUAACAUUUUGGCUAGUGCCUCAAAGGAUAGAACUAUCAGAUUCUGGACAAGAGCGAGACCAUUUGAUCCGAACGCAUUUGAUGAUCCGUCUUAUAAUGAUCAAAAGAUUAAUGGUUGGUAUUUUGGUAUCAAUAACAAUAUCAAUGCAGUAAGAGAAAAAUCAGAAUUUGGUGCAGCUCCUCCAACGUUAGAUGGUACCACUGCAGCUCCUGGUGGUUACACCGCUCCAUCAUCUACAUCUUCCUACAAUAGAGGUACUACUAAUAAUUACCAUCAUGAUAAUAACAACAACAACAACAACAAUAAUAAUAGACACAUGUUGGGAUCACCUGUGAAGAAACCACCACCAACAUCUGGUGGCCUACCAGGCUUGAAUUCAUCGUUGCCUGGACUUAAUUAA